UUUAUUUGAAUACGUAUAGUUUUAAUACUAUAUAUCCAGUAUUUUUCCUAUUACUAACAUUUCUGGAAAAAACUGUGACUGAGGAAUAUUCUUGCCGAUGUUUACAAAAUUGCUCUUGGGUGCAAUUUUUUAAGUAAUCGCUAAACGUAAUCGAAACGUCUACAAUUUUGUUAUCUGAGACUUUGUUUUUAAGAUAUAAGCAGAUACAAGUGCUUGUACAGUUCAGUUUGGCGCUGUAAGCAAGCGCUCAUAUCAGCUCGUAUGAAUAAACAUGGCAUCACGAUUUAAGGAGCAUUUUCAUGUGUCGUGAGGUCAUCAAUUUCUAUUUUCUUUUUACCUCCGAAUGGAACUAUAAUUUGUUUUAAUUGAUUUACGAUUACCUUCGAAAUUGACUAAAUAACAGUAAUACAUCUGAAGUUUGGAUGAUAUCGCAAAAUAUUAUUUCUGAAUAUUACAAGACUUUACGAUAUCAUAGUGAUGCACAUAUGUAUUUGUAAACAUAUCUCAAUACUUUUUUUUUUAAAUAGUUUUGCUGAUAAUUUGAUGAUCUCCUAUUUAUAUUAAUUAGAAUAAAACAUUUGUGAAAUUAUCGAAGUCUUGAUUCAUACAAAAAUGGUGGAUUUACACGGAAAAGACAAGGGAAAUAUAUCGCUACCGCCGAAACUACAUUCUUACGAAGAUGAACAGAAUAAAAAUAAUCCAACAAUUAUUAAUAUGCAAAGGGCUUUGUAUAGUAUUAAAAUUACGGACGUUGAAAAUAAAAUAAAAAGAUUAGAAAAUCGAAAUGACGAGUUAUUAGAAGAAAUCGAAACUAUCGAAGGAUUUCUGUCUGCCGUGGAUGCAGAGACAGCCGAAGAAAUUUCAAACUUAUCCAAACAAAUGUAUGCACAAAUUAAUAGAGUAGACAAUUUAAAAACUCAAAUUGACACCGUGGAAAAUGAUCGAGUAAAAAAUAAACAAUCUCACGAAGAUAAUGUAGAAUUAUUAAAUCAAAAAUACAAAGAAAAAAAAGUUGAAUUGGUUUCCCAGAUCAAAGUUUUAAAUGCUAAAAUCAACACUUUGGAAGAUUUUAAAAAAAUGCAAACUGCGUUAGAAGAGAAGUUUAAAGCACAUGAUGAACAUAGAAUAGAAAACAACAAAAAAGUUAAAGAUAGUCUGGAGAGCAUCAGUCAAAAGUUUGAAUUCGAUAAAGAAAUGUACUACGUUGUUGUUUGGCAUAUUUUUAGUAAAAAAUUAUUUAAUUUAUUUUAUUACAAACGGAAAAUGAGACUUUAUUAUAUUUAUAAAUUAAUAAAUUUUUGUUAUUUAGGCUCAAAAAUGAAUUGUAUUAUCGUCUUCUUAAUGUGGCAGCCCAAUUCCAAAUAGAAACUAAUAAACAUAUAAGUUUACCAAAUCAAAGAUUAAUGCGAGAAAAUAUUAUGUUAAAAAAUGAAUUAAUAAAAAUUUCUAACGAUAUUUCGCUGGAAAAAGAAUUUGAAAGCAACUUUAAGUAAUGUU
Messenger RNA from Hylaeus anthracinus, 1497 nucleotides. RefSeq lists its product as uncharacterized. Gene Ontology annotation, cellular component: cilium; ciliary basal body. Gene Ontology annotation, molecular function: microtubule binding. Lineage: Eukaryota; Metazoa; Arthropoda; Insecta; Hymenoptera; Colletidae. The transcript is spliced from 3 exons. Bases 613 to 1365 code for a protein of 250 amino acids. The record is from RefSeq and is a predicted model, not a curated record.